AUGUCCAACGUAUACAUUUUGGGAGCAGGAGGAAUAGGCACGUUGGUGGCCUCUGUGCUGACAAAACGGUAUCCGGUGAAUUUUUUGGUGAGGAGAAAAGAGAAGCUGGAUUUGCUGAAGAAAACCAACAACACGUUCACAAUCACCCAGCUUUUCAACCAGGGCCGUCGGAUAGACUGCAAGAUUGCGCGAGCUUGUCAGGCGGACGAUAUUCCGGACCAGCACAUUGACUUUUUGAUUGUCAGCGUCAAGACGUUUGACACUGUGAAGUCGCUGAUGCCCUUGCUGCCAAGGAUCUCGCCGUCGACCAAUAUUAUGCUUAUUCAGAACGGUAUGGGUGUUUUGGAGGAACUGUACGCCAGUUUAUGGCCACAAGCAUCGGAGCGGCCUGUUAUCUACCAAGGAGUGAUUACGCAUGGUGUUUUCCAAGACAGAGACCAGGAAGGCACGUUUGACUACAACCAUGCCGGAAACGGAGAUUUCAAGAUCGCAAGGGUCGACGGCAAGAAUGCAGACCAUCCGGUGCUAAAAACGCUUGUGGAGAGCGAUCUGUGCACCACUGUGUACUCGUACGAGGACCUUCUUGUGCAUCAGGUCGCGAAACUGAUGGUUAACUGCUGUAUGAACCCGACCACUGCGGUUCUGGACUGCGUGAACUACGAGAUCGACGGACUCGAGUCGAUUAGAGAGUACUUCAGCAGGCUGGUUCACGAGGCGAUGGAAAUUCUGCGUGUCCGCUAUCCGUCUCUGGCAGGCCGCGCGGAAUUGGACGAGUCGCGUCUGGUGGAAUUUAUUCUUGAAAAAGGUUGCAAAUUGAACGGAAAAAAUAGCACAAGCAUGAGACAGGAUACCUUGUUUCUGAGAGACACGGAAAUCGACUACAUCAACGGGUAUAUUGUGAAUCUGGCAGAACAGCAAGGGACAGACGCUCCAUACAACAGGACGAUCCAGCUGCUGACAAAAAGCAGACUGAGAAUAAACCGAUCUAGAGCAUUAUAGAGGAAAUAAUUAUUCACGCUUUUUCUCCGUAGUAUCUUGCGUCCUGGCCCUUCGUGGUGACCGCCUCGAUGACGUUGUCCUCGUCGUCCGUGACCAGCUGGUCCUUGUCGAGGUUGCUCUUUGGUCCCUUGUAGACCUUGUGAGCGUACACGACGUACCACACCAUACACAAGAACAUCGAUCCCCAGUACACCAGCACCGUCCAGUUCAUCAUGUCUGGGGUGUUAUCAGCUCCUUUGUACUGCGGGAAGUUCAGAAUCGGGAUCAUGAGCGUCACAAAACACACGGCCACCACACCGGAAGGAAUGGAAAAUGCGCCCAGGUGCCACGGGCCCUUCUGGAACGUAUUUCUGGCAUAGGUGAUUCGAAGCAGAGUUGGCACUGUAAAGGAGAUGAACGAGCCAAUUGCGCCGACGGAGAAAAUGGCGUCGAUCGGAGUUUCGCCGCCAAACAUGAGCAGUAGCAGCAGCUCUCCCAGGAACCAGUUGGCCCACACAGCGUUGACAGGAGUUUUUGUAGUGGCAUUGACGUGCGACCAAGCUUUAGACAGCGGGAAACAGCCGUCUCUUGAGUAUGAGAAGAGCACUCUGGACGCGGCAAUCAUACAGGAGAAGGCCAUGGAGAAGGAGAGAACAAUAGCGAACGCGGUCAGCGUGAUCACUCUUUCUUUAGUCAGGAUCUGCGCCAAAAACGAAACGUACGGCUGGCCCAGCUCGUCGUUGACGGCAUCAUCAACAUCAACGAUCGUGUAGGCCAUGGCAAGCUGGAAAACAAAGCCAAGAACGCCUCCCACGGAGGCAGUCAGCACGAUGGCCCGCGGAGUGGCCAACUGGGCGUUGCUACACUCUUCAGCCAGGUGGAACGGCGAGUCAAAACCAGACAUCGUCCAGAUGACGGCCAUGAAACUCAUCAGAAUACAGAUUCCGUUCGGCCACUCAGUGAAGUUGGUGAUUCCCCACGCCAUGUCGUUGUUGUUGAACUUGGGAAGGCCUUGGUCGCUUCUGGUGUUGCC
This is a messenger RNA of Ogataea polymorpha, 2011 nucleotides long. RefSeq lists its product as uncharacterized. The record is from RefSeq and is a predicted model, not a curated record. The transcript has a single exon. Gene Ontology annotation, biological process: pantothenate biosynthetic process. Bases 1 to 999 code for a protein of 332 amino acids. Gene Ontology annotation, cellular component: cytoplasm; mitochondrion. Gene Ontology annotation, molecular function: 2-dehydropantoate 2-reductase activity; NADP binding. Lineage: Eukaryota; Fungi; Ascomycota; Pichiomycetes; Pichiales; Pichiaceae.